AUGACUUCACAUCGAUAUGAACCCGUAAAUACUCGCAGCGAAGACGACGCUGUAUCUUCUCAAGCCACACAGCAGCAGCCUAUCCCGUCAUCCCCUCCACCCUCCUUUCAUUCGCGGACACCAUCCCCAGCAUCUCGCCGCGUGCUAUCCCAGGACCCUCUACACUCAGACGCAGAUCGAACACUGGCCGAUGCCUUUGGGGAUGAUGACGGACACACUGAUGACGAAGAAGGGGCCGAUGACAGACAGCGGUUGAUGAGGGGGAGCCCUGCCAACACGACGCCAGACAUCGACCCGUCAGAAGCGCCAGCAGGGAGCAACAGUGCUCAACCAGCAGCAGGACGACCCAACGCCUCAGCAUCUCGAGUAAUCCGAGGCACCAACGAUGGAGUGUUUGCGAAUCUGUCAGCCAAGCCAGAGCGAGGAGGCGAGAAACUCGACGAUCUACCACCAACAUAUGAACAAGCGGCGGCAGAUGCUGCUCCUCCGUACUGGGAGACCACCAUCGUGGCUCCUGGCAUGUCGUCGGACGAGGUUUACGUUGAAGGCCUCCCCGUCGGCUCCGUCUUUUCGUUUGCCUGGAACGGCAUGAUCUCGACCUCGUUUCAGCUCGUCGGCUUCCUUCUCACCUACCUCCUACACACCACUCACGCAGCCAAGAAUGGAAGCAGAGCCGGCCUCGGUCUUACCAUGGUACAGUACGGCUUCUACAUGAGAAACACAGACGGCUACAGCCCUCCCGACUCGGACACCGGAGGUGACGGAUACGUCAACCCACCAGACCCAAACAGCCACGACUUCAACCCUAGUGCCGUCGAUGGCUCCAGCGAAUCAGGGUCAUCAUUUCAUGGCCUCACCACCAGCGACUGGCUCUCCUAUAUCCUCAUGGUUGUUGGCUGGUUCAUCCUUAUCCGUGCUAUCAGCGACUAUCUCAGGGCACGAAGACAUGAACAGUUAAUCCUCCAAAGCCCUAACCGUGGCCUCCCCGUCCCUAUCAUUGCCGAGAACGAACGGUCAGAGACUGCAGUAUAA
This is a messenger RNA of Trichophyton rubrum CBS 118892, 1032 nucleotides long. RefSeq lists its product as uncharacterized. The coding region runs from base 1 to 1032 and encodes 343 amino acids. Gene Ontology annotation, cellular component: perinuclear region of cytoplasm; endoplasmic reticulum; Golgi apparatus. The transcript is spliced from 3 exons. Lineage: Eukaryota; Fungi; Ascomycota; Eurotiomycetes; Onygenales; Arthrodermataceae. The record is from RefSeq and is a predicted model, not a curated record. Gene Ontology annotation, biological process: positive regulation of protein ubiquitination; metal ion transport; vacuolar transport.